Thalassophryne amazonica is the source of this 2483-nucleotide messenger RNA. It is a transcript of the gene ngrn, whose product is annotated as neugrin, neurite outgrowth associated. The record is from RefSeq and is a predicted model, not a curated record. Bases 168 to 1097 code for a protein of 309 amino acids. Gene Ontology annotation, cellular component: nucleus. The transcript is spliced from 4 exons. NCBI's taxonomy places the organism in Eukaryota, Metazoa, Chordata, Actinopteri, Batrachoidiformes, Batrachoididae.
CCACCCUGCUCAGAGUGCCACUUUUAGCUUUUAGUGAGCGUGUGCCUGCGUAUUAUCAUCUUUGCGGUACAAAAAUAACGGUAUGGAAGUAAAAUAAAACGGAUUGAAGAAUUGUUCAGAUUAAAGUUUAUUAGCAGAAGGUCAGCUCAGGACAGGGAUCCUACAGGAUGGCCAAACCUCUCAGAGUCCUGUGUCUGUUCCCCAGGCUUGUCACCCUGUCAGUGAGGACCUCAGUUUCUACAAACAGCUGUCGAUUUGUUAGUAGAGGCACCAGGACCUCAUGGGAGGGUAAAAGCCAUGUGCGCAGAACCCCAACACACAGCCAGGGCCCCUCUGAAGAAGAAAGUGUCGAUGAAGGAGAUGUCGAGGGCAGACUUCAGCAAUUGUUUCUUGAGGAGAAAAGGAGGGCGAGGACUGUGAAGCAUCAUAUUCUGAGAAGGAAGAUGACACCAUCAGGAGCUCCAGAGAGGAAGCUAACCUGGGAUGCUAUUGAGCAGAUUAGGUAUUUGAAGCAAGAGCAUCCAGAGGAGUGGACAGUACAGCGUCUGGCUGAGGGCUUCUCUGUCACACCCGACGUCAUCCUGAGAGUCCUCCGGAGCAAAUUCAUCCCUGCUCCUGAGAGAAAAGUCAAGCAGGACACUAAGGUGUUGUCUAGAAUCAGUCAGCAGAUUCUACCUUCAGGCGUCGGGGCAGGACAGGACAGACCAAGGCUUCCUGGGAGUGGAGCAGCAGCAGCAGCCGCGCUGUCUCCUGGCAGUAAAGAAACUUCCGCACUCACUGUAACUGACCAGAUGGUGGCGCUUCGAGGCCAAAGCUCAGGAUCUGUGAGCGUUCGUCCUGCCGCUCUUAACAUUGUACCUGCUCAGCUCAGCUCUGCUGCUAGUAAGCAUGUCUCAGUGCCCAUGCAAGCAAACCCCAGAGCCGACUCUGCUGCUGCUGCUCUGGAGGAGGAUGGAGAGGAUGGAGAGAGCUGGGAUGGACAGUUGUUUUCAGAGGAGGAACUUUUUGAGUUUAUGUUAACAGUUAAAUCUUCUCCUGUGGCACAGAUUGGCAGUGAGUUCUUUGAUGCAGAAGGUAAAUUUCUGUAUAGGAUCUGAGGACACUGUGGGAACACGAUGCACCGUGGUCACAUGAGGCUGCUGCACCAGCAGAAUAAUGCCAUUAUUGGCUGAAAAACGAGGAGGCCACAAACCAGCACAUCUUUAAAAUGAAGUUUUUGAAAAUAACGUGGCAUUUAGAAACAAUAGGUGAGACAUGUUUCAAAAUAUUUAAAAAUCUGAAUUCUGACUUGGAGUUUGUAUCAUCCGUUUGCAGAAAUUAAACACGUCUGUAUAUCAUUGAUUGCUUGUGGGUAUUGACAUUCUCCGUGUUUUCAUAUUUAAAUCAUUCAUUUUUAAACCCACUUAGUUUUGUUUAUGGUUGUUGGAGCCAAUCCCAGCAGCACUCUCUGGACAGGCUGCCGGUUUGUCACAGAUCUUCAGUGUUGAUUUUUAAAUUGAACUACAUUUCUUUACUCGCAUUCAUAAAAUGCCACACAUGGCUCUUCAGAUGGUAAAAUAGACUUAAUGAAGCGUAGAAAAAAAUCCUGAGUAUUUGAUUCACAUUUGAAAGCAGCUCCAUGUUGUGAUAUCCAUCUGAAUGUUUGUUUUUGUUGUUUUUAGAACAUGUGAUUGUACCUGAAGAAGAGCAGCAUCUGUCCACGUGCGUCAGUUUGCAUGUUGCCUAGCUGAUGGGUUCAGGUUACCAGUAUAUCAAGGGCACUUAAGGUCAUUGUGAUGAUGUCAAAAGGACAGUCCUGAUCAGAAUUAUUGCAAUCCUGAAUUUUACGUACACAAUUUAAAAUAUCUUAACAAUGAUGAAUGAAGUUUUCCAUAAUAAUCAGAGUGUUUAAAACAAUGUUUAAAGUUAUUAAACGUAAAAACAAACCACCACCACCUACGGGGGAAUUAAAUGCCACAAAAUAUACGCAGAUGUUUUGUACACUGAAUUACAGCAAAUCACUUUUUGCAUCUUUUUUUAAGACAAGUUGGGGAUGGAUGCAUGGGCAUUUACAAGUAUUGACCCUCCUUUAUAUCAGUUAAGAAUUACAAACAAUAUGGUAAAUUUUUAUUUGCAUUUCUGAUUUUUUUUUUUCUUGAAAUUCACGAAUGCCAAUAAUGAUGACUUCAGAUUGAGCCAUACGAUUGUUCAAAAUAAUGAUCAGUGCUGUUGAAUUAUACCAUUUAAGCAGUAAUUACAAGGAUUAAAUGUUUGUAUCAGAUUUAAAUUUAACCUCAGUUGGUGUGGUCCUUCAGUGGGAUUAUUGGUGUCUGUAAAGUGGCUGUAGCAGGGCAAGGACGUGUGGACAAGAUAACUGAAGAACUGCUGGAUAGAUUUCCUUCAAACUUGGUGGGAAUGUUACUUUGAUAGAUAUCUAGAUGUGAUUAGGUUUUGGAGUGAUUUGAUGAAAGGUCAAAGAAAACUGUCCAAAAAAAAACAAAAAC